AUGGAUUCGAUCAGCUCUUUCGGUGAGGAUCUUCCAGGUCAAAUUACUACACCAACAUGCAUCGCUCCUGGUUGGCUUCAUGUUCUAUCCAUGACAGUAGUGGAGUAUAAGUCAACCACUUACCAAUGGAUUCACCAGGAUGAUCCAAUCCAGGAAUUUGUUCUUGAUGCAGACGUCGGGGAAGGAUCUCUUAUGAGUCCCCUGGAUCAUAAGGACAUAACGCCCUGCGACUGGAAACGUUUGGGAUUCAACAGUUCUCACUUAUCGCUAUCCCCGAAUAAACAGGAACUUGUCCUAGAAGCCCCUUUGGUCACAUCCGGACACCGCGAAGAGACCGAUAGGUCGACCGUGGAAGAAGGCGAACAAACCGGAGAUUUAAAAAGACGUAGGCUCGAUUCGACAUACUCCAAGCAAGAAGACGUCAAGCUCCCCUCUAGUUCGAACUCUCAAAGCGGACAUAAGGAUGACUGCAGAAAGAGCGUGGUUAAUGAUAGUUCAUCGCCUUCACGACUCGAAGUGGAUGGGAAAGAUAAGGAGAGAAAGACUCUUGAGCAGGGAAAUGCUGUCUAUGCUAUACAUGAAGUGCGCAAUAGGAGUCCUACGGGCUUGGAGACAGCCGAUGAUGUACUCGGUUCGAAGAAGGAUAGAAUAUUAGCAACGGAACUUGGCUUUUUUUGA
Fusarium poae is the source of this 678-nucleotide messenger RNA. RefSeq lists its product as uncharacterized. The record is from RefSeq and is a predicted model, not a curated record. The transcript is spliced from 3 exons. NCBI's taxonomy places the organism in Eukaryota, Fungi, Ascomycota, Sordariomycetes, Hypocreales, Nectriaceae. The coding region runs from base 1 to 678 and encodes 225 amino acids.